Molecule: messenger RNA, 603 nt
Organism: Hymenoscyphus albidus
Lineage: Eukaryota; Fungi; Ascomycota; Leotiomycetes; Helotiales; Helotiaceae
Source: the annotation of a GenBank genome assembly
AUGACAAAUGUUCAGUCUUCUCUAGAUGAAUCAAUCCUCAUUGAUACAGUUGCUGCUGUAGUCGAGCUUGUCGAUGGCCUUGCUGAUUUGCCUACCAACCCGCCAUCGCUGUAUAUUGAUCUCGAAGGGGUGAAUUUGUCUCGCUUUGGUACAAUAUCAAUACUUCAAAUUCUGGUUCUUCCAACAAAAACUACCUAUCUCCUCGAUAUUCAUACCCUAGGAGCAUUGGCUAUCUGUACUUCCGGAAAGACCGGCAAGACACUCAAGUCUGUCUUAGAGUCGGCAAAAAUUCCGAAAGUCAUCUUUGAUGUUCGUCGUGACUCAGACGCACUGCAUGCUCACUUUGCAAUCAAAGUGGAUGGAGUCCAUGACCUUCAACUCAUGGAACUUUCUACUCGGCCGGCGUACAGGAAACGUCAUGUGAGCGGACUGGCAAAAUGCGUCGAAAUGGAUAUUGGAUUGAGCGAAGCCGACAAGAAGAUGUGGAAAGAAAUCAAAGAGAGAGGCAGGAAUCUUUUUGCACCUCAACGCGGUGGUAGCUAUGAGGUAUUCAACACACGGACGGCCCUUACCAGAUAUUGUCAGGUUGUAUUGUAUACAUGA